AUGCCAAAUAAGAAGACCAAGAAGCCGACAACCAGAAAGCCGACAGGUGGCAAUAUCCAGACACCAAAAAAACACCAUUGUUCGCUUCUUGUUCGAAAAAAUACUAUGAGGGCUCAAUUACAGGAACUUGUUGACAAAAUGCUUGAAGCCGACAUCUAUAAGGCUGGACCUGACGACUAUAAGGUUAAUUACGGCAGCAAAGUGUCCGGCACAACCGACAGGAGCAAAAAUGAACUUAAGAAGAGUAUCUUCAGUCUAUUCUACGACGUGAACGAGGAAAUCUUCAAACAGCCUGUUUACGAUGUCUUGAUAAAAUUAGUCGAAAAUGGAGUGUUCUACAACGAUGUCUGUGAGCAAGAGAAAUCCAUGGACGGGACUCGGAAGGCACAAGUUCAGAAAUUACUUGACACCUGGACAGACACAGAAGUUUUCAGAUUAGCUUAUGAGUACUUGCACGCUAAGAGUACGUUCUCCAAUCUUAGUGAUGAGCCACAUUCGGACUCAUUUGAAGAGCUGAAAGAGUUCCUUUUCAACUUCUGGUUUGGAACAUAUUCUCGUUGCUCAGGACCCAUGGGAAGCUCUGGUAAAAUUCAUACAGUAUCAAAAUCGUCCUGUAAUCUCUAUCAACGCUUUGAAGGUUUUGAGCAUGUCUUCACUGGAGAAUGGAAGCAGGGUACUGUUGGAGGGCAUCACAGCUGGGUUACCUACUACUUAGCGCAGAAAGCAGGAAAGAUCAACUACCAUGGAUAUUACACUCAAAGAGGGCUCACUACGGGAACCUUCCAAUACAAAUGGCAAUCCUAUAUGAAGAAGAAGGGCGGUAUGCUGUUUGGAACUUCCCCA
This is a messenger RNA of Cylicostephanus goldi, 843 nucleotides long. NCBI's taxonomy places the organism in Eukaryota, Metazoa, Nematoda, Chromadorea, Rhabditida, Strongylidae. The record is from the annotation of a GenBank genome assembly.